Mastomys coucha (southern multimammate mouse) is the source of this 1088-nucleotide messenger RNA. It is a transcript of the gene Psmb8, whose product is annotated as proteasome 20S subunit beta 8. NCBI's taxonomy places the organism in Eukaryota, Metazoa, Chordata, Mammalia, Rodentia, Muridae. Gene Ontology annotation, cellular component: proteasome core complex. The record is from RefSeq and is a predicted model, not a curated record. The transcript is spliced from 5 exons. The coding region runs from base 247 to 873 and encodes 208 amino acids. Gene Ontology annotation, molecular function: threonine-type endopeptidase activity.
CUGCUAGGCGGCCUCCGAAGGCUCACCUUCUCUUCCACCCCACAGCCCAUUCUCUAGCUGGUUUCACCGACGUGGCAGCAGGAAAACUCGUCCCCAACACUUGUUUUAGUUCAGACACCCAUUGACUGGGCUCCACUGGGAGAGGGCAGGGGAUGGGGGUGGGGGACUGGCUCCCUCCCCUUGGUACUGUGGCUUUCGCUUUCACUUCCUCGUCGGAGAGUCGACGGAUCUCGGGGCUCAGUGAUCAUGGCGUUACUGGAUCUGUGCGGUGCCCCUCGGGGGCAGCGGCCCGAGUGGGCUGCCCUGGAUGCGGGAAGCGGGGUUCGCUCGGACCCGGGACACUACAGUUUCUCCGUGCAAGCUCCGGAGCUCGCACUUCCCCGGGGAAUGCAGGUGCGGCCUGUGGGCGUUCUUGAGAGAUGCAGGGGGUUGUUGGCCAAGGAAUGCAGGCUGUACUAUCUGCGGAAUGGGGAGCGCAUCUCUGUGUCUGCGGCCUCAAAGCUGCUUUCCAACAUGAUGCUGCAGUACCGGGGCAUGGGCCUCUCCAUGGGCAGCAUGAUCUGUGGCUGGGACAAGAAGGGACCAGGACUUUACUACGUAAAUGACCAUGGGACCCGGCUCUCGGGACAGAUGUUUUCCACUGGCAGUGGGAACACGUAUGCCUACGGGGUGAUGGACAGUGGUUACCGGCAGGACCUCAGUCCUGAAGAGGCCUACGACCUUGCCCGCAGAGCUAUUGCUUAUGCUACGCACAGAGACAACUAUUCAGGAGGAGUCGUCAACAUGUACCACAUGAAGGAGGACGGUUGGGUGAAAGUAGAGAGUUCUGACGUCAGUGGUCUGCUGUACAAGUACCGAGAGGCCGCUCUGUGAUGGCUGCUGGGCAGGCUUCCCCCGGCACUGGCUGGCACUGGCUGGCAGACCCUGGGACCUGGGACUACUUUAGUCUUAGGAGAAAGAAGGGCCCAACCUGGGCUGGAGAGAAAGCUCUGAGGCUAUGGGCACAGCCAGACAGCCGUGUUUACCCUCUCAGCACCGCACUCACGAAUACUUUCUAAGUACAAUAAAAGAAAAUACGGUUAUAGUCA